This is a messenger RNA of Cucumis sativus (cucumber), 1014 nucleotides long. Its product is annotated as chlorophyll a-b binding protein 6A, chloroplastic. Gene Ontology annotation, cellular component: membrane. Gene Ontology annotation, biological process: photosynthesis, light harvesting in photosystem I; response to light stimulus. The record is from RefSeq and is a predicted model, not a curated record. The transcript is spliced from 4 exons. Bases 80 to 820 code for a protein of 246 amino acids. NCBI's taxonomy places the organism in Eukaryota, Viridiplantae, Streptophyta, Magnoliopsida, Cucurbitales, Cucurbitaceae.
UCCCCUUCCUCUCCCUUCUUCUUCCUCCAUUCUCACACCCUCACUCUCACUCUCUCAAUCUCUUCUCUCUUUUUCUUCAAUGGCUUCCAACACCUUGAUGAGCUGUGGCAUUGCCACCACCGCUUUCCCUUCAGUCCUUUCUUCUUCUAAGUCUAAAUUCGCUGUCGGUGUCCCCAUUUCCGGUGUCGCUGUCAAUGCAUCUUCCCGAUUUUCCAUGUCCGCUGAGUGGAUGCCCGGCCAGCCCCGUCCCCCCUACCUCGAUGGCUCAGCUCCUGGUGAUUUUGGAUUCGACCCUCUUGGGCUGGGAGAAGUGCCAGAGAACCUCGAGAGAUUCAAGGAGUCUGAGCUAAUUCACUGCAGAUGGGCCAUGCUUGCUGUUCCAGGGAUUUUGGUACCUGAGGCUUUGGGAUUGGGCAACUGGGUUAAAGCUCAAGAAUGGGCAGCAGUUCCAGGAGGCCAAGCUACAUACUUGGGACAACCAGUUCCAUGGGGAACUUUGCCCACCAUUUUGGUCAUUGAGUUCCUUGCCAUUGCUUUUGUAGAGCACCAGCGCAGCAUGGAGAAAGACCCCGAGAAGAAGAAGUACCCUGGAGGUGCUUUUGAUCCAUUAGGCUACUCAAAAGACCCUGAAAAGUUGAAGGAAUACAAAGUCAAAGAGAUCAAAAACGGUCGAUUGGCGCUAUUGGCUUUUGUUGGGUUCUGUGUGCAACAAUCAGCAUACCCAGGAACAGGGCCGUUGGAGAACUUGGCAACUCACUUGGCUGACCCAUGGCACAACAACAUUGGCGACAUUAUCAUUCCCAGAACAAUUUCGCCUUGAAUUUUGUACUGAAUCAUACCAAUUGUAAUUAAGUUUCUGUGUAUUAAAUCUGAACUCAAGGCUUUCCUCUCUAUGUGCCUUUGAACGUGCUCUGUAACUUGAUUUUGACCUUCAUUUUAGUGCAUGGUGUUACAAUUUGAGGAAGGAAAAAAAGGGAUAAGAUUACAAAUUUAAUCUUAAAGCUUUGGAUUGUA